This is a messenger RNA of Tripterygium wilfordii, 1736 nucleotides long. RefSeq lists its product as uncharacterized. The record is from RefSeq and is a predicted model, not a curated record. The transcript is spliced from 3 exons. Lineage: Eukaryota; Viridiplantae; Streptophyta; Magnoliopsida; Celastrales; Celastraceae. Bases 41 to 1441 code for a protein of 466 amino acids.
CACCUUUUCGCCAAUCACUCUCCGGCCGGACCAAGAGAAAAUGUCAUGGCUGGCUCGCUCUCUGGCAAACUCUCUUCGUCUUGACGAUGCCGAAAACGACGUCACACCAACGCCAUCUUGCGACGCUUCACCUGCUACACACCUACUCGAACAACGAAGACAAGUCGAUCAGUGCCAUAAUGAGGGAGAAGUAGAGGGAGAUACGCGAUCAACGCAACCACAAGAUGACGAACAAUCAAGAGGUGUCAAAGAGGACCUUACGGAAUUCAAACAAACCCUAACUCGUCAACUCUGGGGUGUGGCGUCUUUCCUGGCCCCUCCACCAACACCUUCUCAUCAUGAGUACAAGGAUCAAUCUGGUUCCAAUUUUGACCAAUUUGCUUCGUCGGAUCCGUCUGUGUCGGGGGACUUGGAAGAAGAGGGAAGAGAGUCUGAUCCGGUGGGGAUUUCGGGGAUCAGGAGUGACUUUGGGGAGAUCGGUGGAAGGUUUAGGGAGAUUUCAAAGAUGGCUUCGAAUUAUUUCCCGUUUGGGGCGGAGGAGGAUGAGGGAGAAAAUGAAGUAGAGUACGAGGAGGAAAAGGUAGAAGAGGAUGAUAAUAUCGAAGAGAAUGCCGUUGGGAUUACUGAUGAGGUGUUGGCGUUCGCCAGGAACAUCGCGAUGCAUCCAGAGACGUGGUUGGACUUCCCUCUCGACGAAGAAGAGGAUUUGGAUGACUUUGACAUGUCUGAUGCCCAACGCGAGCAUGCUUCGGCCAUCGAACAUCUUGCUCCUCAACUAGCUGCUCUCAGAAUAGAACUCUGUCCUUGCCAUAUGACUGAGAGUUACUUUUGGAAAGUCUAUUUCGUUCUUUUGCAUUCAAGACUCAACAGAGAAGAUGCAGAGAUUCUGUCUUCAUCUCAGAUAAUGGCAGCUAGAACUCUGUGGAUGAAAGAGCUACAGAAGCAAACAAAGUCGGAAUCUGUCUGGCUUGGAAAUAGCAAUUACCAUUCAAAUGACAACAGGACCGUCCUAGAUGAAGAAUUUUUUUUUCCCAGAGUCAAUUAUGUUCCUGAAAACAUGCGGUUUGGAGCUGUUGCUUUUGAACCUGCCCCUUCCGCGUCCACUUCCACUUCCAUGACAGAGUAUGAGAUGGAGAAGCAUCCGGUUGUAAGCACUGAGAUGCAAUGUAUUGAUAAAUCUGUUAUCGAGGAAAAGCAGGUAAUUAAAACUAAGAAUACCGUUUCAGUGGUUGGUCCAUCGAAAAUAUUAUUUCCUGAUUUUGAAGAGGAGGAUGAUGAUGAUGACUGGCCAGACGAAGGUUCGGAAUUAGGCGGGUACAGUGGAGCGGCCAUUCAUAUGGGGAAUGAAGAAGAUGUUUCUUUCAGUGAUCUCGAGGACAACGAUGAUUGUUGCGUGCCAGUAAAACCUAAGAUUGUCUUAAAGGAUUCAGAAGCAACGUAGUACCAAGAUAUGUUCAGUUCAGCUCAGCAAGCGUAAGCUAUGGUGGUUCGUUCAGCAUGAAGACUGGGAUUGAUGGCUCCAAUACUUGCCAUAUGUUGUUCCCUUGUGUGGUUGCUUGAUGUGAUCUUCAUUGUACAUUGAUUGGUUGUUAGUAGCAAUCCUUUUUGUUUUCUGAUUGUGAGAGUUUUCUACUUUAAAACAUGUAUUAGAUGAAAAAGAGGGGAGGAAAAGUGGGAAGGUGUAUCAUAUUGUCAUCAAUGAAAUUAAUUGAUUUGUUUUCAUUUCUUAAAUGAAA